Molecule: messenger RNA, 1521 nt
Organism: Letharia columbiana
Lineage: Eukaryota; Fungi; Ascomycota; Lecanoromycetes; Lecanorales; Parmeliaceae
Exons: 2
Coding region: 1-1521 (506 amino acids)
Cellular component (GO): CCR4-NOT complex; CCR4-NOT core complex; P-body
Molecular function (GO): nucleic acid binding; poly(A)-specific ribonuclease activity
Source: RefSeq, a predicted model, not a curated record
AUGGCUCCGGCCAAUAGCAGAUUCGGUGGACAGAAUUCAGCGGCUUCAUACACACGUCUACCGCCAAUAACGUUACCUACAAACACACCAGGACAUCAUUCCUCGAACUCAGGCAGCCUACCCCCUCCUUCCUUUCAUCACGCUUUCGGACAACCGAGCCCUUUCGCUCCUACGGGCAACUUGAAUGGACUCGCUGGAGGGUUUGGUCCGGGGGGUGGGCUAGGUGCUGGUGGGACAGGGCUGGCAAGUCGAGAGGCGAUGAUGGGAUUCCAACACGGUGCAGAACUACAACAGCAACAACAGAUCAAGGAACAGAUGCGGAGGGAAGGUGGAAUGGGCCCAAAAGGCCAAUUAAAAUCCAGGAUACGAGACGUGUGGCGGGGGAACCUAGCUCAGGAAAUGGGACUACUGCGCGUGAUGGUAGAACAGUAUCCGUACAUCAGCAUGGAUACUGAGUUCCCUGGCAUCGUCGCUCGACCGAUGGGCGCUUUCACUACCAAAGCCGAUUACCACUACCAGACCCUGCGCUGCAAUGUCGACCUCCUUAAAGUCAUUCAACUCGGUAUAACACUGUUCAGUGAGGAUGGGGAAAUGCCGCCUGCGCACCAGACAGAAUCUGCUACAUCAUCAUACUCAAACAAUCUGCUACCUUGCCCUUGCACCUGGCAAUUCAACUUCCAGUUCUCCCUGGGCGAAGACAUGUACAAUCAGGACUCGAUAGACUUUUUGAUGACGGCUGGACUUGAUCUCGAGGCGCAUGAAAAAAAUGGCAUAGACCCUCAGGCCUUUGGUUCUCUGCUAAUGACAUCUGGUCUUGCAUUGCUGGACGACGUUCGAUGGAUAUCAUUCCACUCUGGUUAUGAUUUUGGCUACCUCGUGAAGCUCAUGUUGUGCAAGCAAUUACCAGAAGACGAGACAGAAUACCGAAAACUCCUGAGCAUCUUCUUUCCCGCAAUCUAUGACAUCAAAUACAUGAUCAAGGCCGCUCAAAGAACUCAGACAGUCAAUGACGCUGCUUUGUCGCCUUCAGCCACGAACAUACUCAACAACUUAGGCCAGAAGUCAGGUUUGCAAGACCUGGCUGAUGAGCUUGGGAUCAAGCGGAUUGGGGUAGCACACCAAGCUGGUUCUGAUAGCCUGUUGACCGGCAAGGUGUUUUGGGAAGUGAAGAAGAAUAUUUUCAAUGGCACGAUUGACGACGAAAAGUACCUAGGCCAUGUGUGGGGGCUGAACGGGAUGGGCUCGGCAGCUUCCACUGCGAAUUAUGCACAAAGCGGCUAUGGCAAUGCCGUGGAUGGGCAAUCCAAUACACCGAACCUCAACGGCGCUACCAUCUACAACCACACUCCAACCCCUAUCCAACCAAGCACACCGGCAAGCUCGCACACGGGUCUAGCAAGCACUCUGGCGAGUCCUCCGAGCCAACAGAAUCCGAACAACGGCGGAGGAAUUGGGUCGCUGACUCCGGGUGGAGGGGCUGGCGUCUUCGGUGCUUUCCGAGGGUUUGGGGGAAAGGGCUGA